Messenger RNA from Alexandromys fortis (reed vole), 3482 nucleotides. RefSeq names its product peroxisomal biogenesis factor 5 like (gene Pex5l). Bases 873 to 2825 code for a protein of 650 amino acids. Gene Ontology annotation, biological process: protein import into peroxisome matrix, docking. Gene Ontology annotation, molecular function: protein binding. NCBI's taxonomy places the organism in Eukaryota, Metazoa, Chordata, Mammalia, Rodentia, Cricetidae. The record is from RefSeq and is a predicted model, not a curated record. The transcript has 15 exons. Gene Ontology annotation, cellular component: peroxisomal membrane; cytosol.
UUGGCAAAGUGCAUAGGAAGAAGCCAGGACUUCCCGACUGGGAGGAGGGGGGAAGCUGAAGAUCCCCGGCUUUGGCUCAGCUAAGCAAAGUGGGCAGCUCAGUGCUUGAAAGAGGAUUGUGCUCGCACUAGAGAUCAGUAAGUGGGCGGCUGUGUGAGUGCCCCAGGGUCAUGGGAUAGACUUGAGGAUGAGGCUUGAUUCUAGGGGAGAGCUACGAGACUGCUGUCUCUGUGCGUGUCGCGUGGAGUCUAGAGGCUUAAGCCCAAGAAUCAGAACUCCCAGUGCCUCCUCCCAGUCCUGGAAAAUGGCAACUUCUACUGAGAGAAAUUUGCACAGACUCUCCUUUCCUGACCGCUCUUCCCAGGAAACUGUGCUACUAAAUCAGACAGAGCUGGGAUUAAGUGGGGAAAGUGAAAUGUAGCAUUAACAGAAACUGCAGUCUCGAAUUACGUUCUGUGUGUGCUGGCGUUGUUAUAUCUAUUAACAGAAAUUGUCAGCAAAGUCUGAGGUGGGGAGCUUAAGUGGGGAAGUUGAGACUUUCUGUGACCAAGAGGCUGAGGAGUCCCUAUGUAAGGGAUUAAAUGCAAUAUUUAUCUAAUAAAUAAUAGGUGGGUUUUUAAAAAAAAAUCACUAAAGGGGAGCAGCAGCCAGGAAGCAUAAAAGUGCAUGAUAAUAAUUAGGAAAAGAAAAUUUCCCAUCCAUAGCUCUUUGUAGCCAAAAAUUUCAGGAUGUUUACAAAGUCAUAACAGUGAUGCAGGAAUACUUCAAUUAUCAUUGUACAUUAUUAAUACUGUUGCCGGGCAAGAUCUGUGGUUCUCUGGUCAGCAAGUUCUGGCAAUGAAGCCACUGCCGCUGGUGCAAAGAAUUCUGGGAUGUCUGAGAGUGAAAUGGAUGGAAGGACUCACAUUCCAUCUCUACUCAAUGCCCUUUUGUCCAGAAACCGGGUCAUGCAGACGAGCUACUUGAAAAGUAAAGAACAAGGCUAUGGAAAGCUAAGCAGUGAUGAAGACCUCGAAAUAAUUGUUGAUCAGAAGCAGGGGAAAGGCUCUAGGGCUGCAGAUAAGGCUGUUGCCAUGGUGAUGAAGGAGAUACCGAGGGAGGAGUCUGCAGAAGAAAAGCCCCUCCUUACUGUGACAUCACAGCUGGUGAAUGAGCAACAAGAAAGCAGACCUCUUCUGAGCCCCUCCAUCGAUGACUUCCUCUGUGAAACCAAAUCUGAGGCCAUUGCAAAACCAGUAACGUCCAACACAGCCGUGUUGACCACUGGCUUGGAUCUCCUGGACCUGAGUGAACCUGUCUCUCAAACCCAAACCAAAGGCAAGAAAUCAGAGUCCUCGUCAAAGAGCUCAUCCCUUAAGAAGAAAGCCGAUGGCUCUGACCUCAUCAGUGGGGACAGCGAGCAGAGGGCCCAGGCUCUGCGGGGCCCAGAGACGUCAUCCUUAGACUUAGACAUUCAAACACAACUGGAAAAAUGGGAUGAUGUCAAGCUCCAUGGGGAUCGAACAAGCAAGGGCCAUCUCCUGGCAGAAAGGAAGUCUUGCUCAUCGAGGACCGGGUCCAAAGAGCUCCUGUGGUCCUCAGAACACAGAUCUCAGCCAGAACUGAGCUCUGGGAAGAGUGCCCUCAACUCCGAGUUGGCUUCCGAGUUGGAACUUGUGGCUCCGGCACAGGCUCGGCUCACCAAAGAGCAUCGCUGGGGCAGCGCUCUGCUCUCCAGGAACCAUUCCUUAGAAGAGGAGUUUGAAAGAGCGAAAGCCGCAGUAGAGUCAGAUACGGAGUUCUGGGAUAAGAUGCAAGCAGAGUGGGAAGAAAUGGCCCGGAGGAACUGGAUAUCGGAGAACCAAGAAGCCCAGAACCAAGUAACCGUGUCAGCCAGUGAGAAGGGCUAUUACUUUCACACCGAGAAUCCCUUCAAGGACUGGCCUGGAGCAUUUGAAGAAGGCUUAAAGAGGUUGAAGGAAGGGGACCUGCCUGUCACCAUUCUGUUCAUGGAAGCAGCAAUUCUUCAGGACCCGGGGGACGCUGAGGCAUGGCAGUUUCUUGGUAUAACCCAGGCAGAGAAUGAAAAUGAACAAGCAGCCAUUGUCGCCCUCCAGAGAUGCCUGGAGUUGCAGCCCAACAACUUGAAAGCUCUGAUGGCUUUGGCUGUGAGUUACACUAACACCGGUCAUCAGCAGGAUGCCUGCGAGGCUCUGAAGAACUGGAUUAGGCAGAACCCAAAGUACAAAUACCUUGUAAAGAACAAGAAGAGCUCUCCAGGCCUCACUCGGCGGAUGUCUAAGUCCCCAGUUGACAGCUCUGUUCUGGAAGGAGUGAAGGAACUCUACCUGGAAGCUGCCCACCAAAAUGGUGACAUGAUAGACCCGGACCUGCAGACAGGUCUUGGGGUUCUCUUCCACCUGAGCGGGGAAUUCAACAGAGCAAUUGAUGCAUUUAAUGCUGCCUUAACUGUUCGGCCAGAGGAUUACUCCUUGUGGAACCGUCUUGGGGCAACCCUGGCUAAUGGAGACCGCAGUGAGGAAGCUGUGGAGGCCUACACGAGAGCCCUGGAGAUCCAGCCGGGCUUCAUCCGGUCCAGAUACAACCUGGGGAUCAGCUGCAUCAACCUGGGUGCCUACAGAGAAGCGGUCAGCAAUUUUCUCACGGCCCUCAGUUUGCAAAGAAAGAGCAGGAACCAGCAGCAAGUCCCUCACCCUGCCAUCUCGGGGAACAUCUGGGCUGCCCUUAGAAUUGCACUGUCGCUGAUGGACCAGCCAGAACUCUUCCAGGCAGCCAACCUUGGUGACUUGGAUGUCCUCCUGAGAGCUUUCAACUUGGAUCCUUGAAGGAAAAGAAAGAAAUGCAGAAUAAUCCCUCAUCUGGUAUUAUACUAAAAAGGGACAAAACUAUUUUAUUAUGAAUUUCAAAAAAAAAUUUUUUUUAAAGGAUAAAGCAGAGAGUCAAAAGGCCAUGGUCAUGUAGCCCAAGAGAACUAACUGAUUACUACAGACAAUACCUGGUCUCUGUUCAGACCCAAAAGCACAAAGUCAAGGUCGGGUUCAAGAGAAGAACCAAGCUUCUCAUGACAAAGAAAGAUAAGGUAACUGUGUACACUCUUCCAAGUUACCAGUGGACUUUGAGUUAUCCUGUCCCCAGUCGUCGCGUGGGGACACACCUGAGGAGCCUGUUCAUGGGACCUGGCGAGACAGUUUGUCUGCAGUCAGUGAACUCAGGCUGUCUUCGCCUUUCAUGAGACUGAACAUAUAGUCCGGGCCAUUGGCGCAUGCACACAUACAACCUGACUAAAGGCAGGCGUCGCUUCCCCCUCCUCCCGUUUUAACUUUUACUAGAAGCCUUUGUUUCCAGAGAGAGAGAGAGAGAGAAGUCUGCUGGCAAAAGCAGUUUUUGCACUAGACGUUUUGCUGUUCCCAAUGAAAUCCUGUCUAGGAUUGUACAUAAGCACUUUAAUAUCUUAUUUAUGCCUUGCUGAGCUUCCGGUUUGU